Dendronephthya gigantea is the source of this 1277-nucleotide messenger RNA. RefSeq lists its product as uncharacterized. The transcript is spliced from 3 exons. The annotation marks the transcript as partial. The record is from RefSeq and is a predicted model, not a curated record. NCBI's taxonomy places the organism in Eukaryota, Metazoa, Cnidaria, Anthozoa, Malacalcyonacea, Nephtheidae.
CGUGUGCAUGCGUCAGAAGGGUUUCCUGAACCACGUUUUACCAUAUUUCAUAAUGAUACCAAAGUUGUCGGUAACGAGAGAACAUAUACCAUAUGUCAGGUGAAGUGGGAUGAUGCUGGAACGUACAAAUGUUUUGCAAAAAAUGAAUUGGGAAAUGAUGCUGCCUUUGCCAUUUUUGCUGUUGAAGAAAUGCAAGAGCAAGUUGCAACGAUGUUGCCAACACGGUCAUCGGCGAACACGAAUAUAAUCCCGACGUCUAUUAAUCUUACAACAAGUAGAUCAGAAGAUGUUAAAUCCGGUACAACUGAAUGGUAUAUCAUUGUCAUAACCUUGGUGUCUGGUAUUGUUAUUGGAAUUCUUCUGUCCAACAUUGUUUCAUAUUCACGUCGUAAGUUGUUUACGCAACUAGAACGAACCCAAGAGGUGCAAAAAACGACAGCAGAUUCAACUUAUCAGGAGCUAGAUCUUAAGAAAAUGAACCAAGAAGACAAUUAUCAAUCAUUGAGUGGGAAUGCUGAAAGAAAUGAUGCUGUAAAUAACAAUGAGUCAAAUUAUACCGAGUUGAACAAAGUCAAGGAUAUCGAGAGCAAUUAUCAGUCUUUAACCUAAAAUCAUAAAGCUGGAAUACAGGAUACAAGUGGGACUGAAGACUAUGCAGAAGAUAUAGUUAAUGAUGCUAGAAGAUGUUAGAAACAGAUUGUUGCCUUACUUCAUAAUUACAGAGACAACAUCUGGUUUUUAUAAAAAGAAGUCGAACAUCCUCUCUUAAUAAAUAACACUGGAAUACUCCCUGGUUUAGGCUAAAUAAUGUACACAUUGAGUAACUCUGUUCCAUUGGCUCCAUGAGUUCCGAGUGAAAAAGAUUCCUCAGUUCGGACCGAAAUGUCUGCCAUGUAAGGCCAGUUUCAUACGCCGUAUUUUAUAUAUGUUCCGAAACAUUAAAGAAAACCUGAGGCAUUCCAGCUCAUCUUUAUAAUGUGUUCGACACAUGUGAAAUACGGCGUAUGAAACGUGGUGAUCUGGAAACUGAAACAUUGAUUCUAAUAUUUAUUUAGCAGGCCUAUAUCCAGUAAGAGGGUACUGAAGCUUUUCUUACCUCACGAUCGACCGAUUUUAGUGUAAUAAUUACUCUCGCCAUUAAUAAUUAUGGUCAGGCAGGUCAAAUAGAAACUGGCUGGAGUCAGGUAGAGUGAAAACUUACCGAAAACGGAUCCAACUUUAUUUACAGACUCUUAUUUAGCAAUCCUGAAAGAUCAGGACUGUGUCAAUGUAAACCA